Molecule: messenger RNA, 1074 nt
Organism: Aspergillus terreus NIH2624
Lineage: Eukaryota; Fungi; Ascomycota; Eurotiomycetes; Eurotiales; Aspergillaceae
Exons: 2
Coding region: 1-1074 (357 amino acids)
Source: RefSeq, a predicted model, not a curated record
AUGUCGGCGGACUACAGCGCCGCGACAGGCAUGGGUGGUGGCCUGGGAAACCUCGCCGACGAGCUCGCCGAUGCUUGGGAGGAGGAAGAAGGUGGCUACGGCUAUGCGUCGGGUCAGGAGAUUGACCAGAUCCCCGCGGAUACGCAACCACUGGAGCACAGCGACGCAGACGAUGACCAUCACCACCACAUGCGAACCCGCCGGCCGUCCUCGGGCUACUCCCCGGACCGCUCUCUGCAACCGCCGAAGCCGAAGAUCCGAAACGGCCACCGGCAUCGUCGGCAUGAAUCCCACUACGAUGGGUCCGACUACGGGAAUGACUCCGAUUUCGAGGAGGCCGCCGAUAUCUCCCCCGGCUUGGAGAGCCAGAUGGCGGAGAUUGAGAGUCUCGCUCGGCGGGGGAUCGAGAAUAACGGAAGCGAGAAUGACUUUGUCAUUCAGCGCGCGGUGGAGGCUCUUCGAGAUCUGGGUGCCCAGAGUGGGAUUGAAAACAACGCCAUGAGACUCAUCACCGCACACUCCUCCAUCACGUCACACCUCACCCACCAAACCCGAGCCCUCCAGACACUCACCCACCCGCUUCUUUUCUCUCCGUUCCCGCUCCUCUCCGAAGACGCCAUCGACGCCCUCAUCCCUCUCAUCGACGAAGAACUCCUCCCAAACCUCCCGUACCCCUUCCCCGAUCAGGCCCGCCAGUCACCCAAUGCAGUGAGCCGCUCGCAGUCGCCCGCCCUCGACCCGCUCGUCUCCCUGCAGACGCUCAUUUCGCAGACCUCCGACAUCACCCUCUCCCUGCGCGGCCUGAGCGAUACGCUCUACGAGUCGCGACAGCUGACCUCGACCGCCUCGCGACGCCUGCGCUCCGCCCGCGAACUCGUCGCCGAACUGCGCCGCGAGGAAGAAGGCCGCGAGGAAGGCACGCGGUGGAUCGAAAAGGGCGACUGGGACCGUCGCCUGCAGGACCGCGAAGCCGGUCGCGAGUGCGGCGACGUUGUCAGCGGCUUCGAGGCCGUCUGCGGCGAGUGGAGAGAGAAGCUCUUCGGUGCGGCCGGGGCCGAAGUCGCGGCGGCUUAA